CGGAAAGAGGCGGAGCCUAUUUCUCAUCAGGACCAGUCUGACUGCACCUGCAUCCUUAGCUCAGAGCAUCCCUGGAGCAUCUAAGAGGAAAGCGCAGCUAGCAACCAGGGAUCGUACUGCAGGGGCAGUCGGCCAUGCACCUUCCCCUCCCCUGAUCUGGAGGUCUACAGCCGCGGCCUCGGUACUGACCGAGAUUCCCAAAGUUGUCUGACCUCUGCAAAAGUGUUUCUAUCAAGAGCCUCUGAUUACAACAUGGCUGAGAUCACAAAUAUACGCCCCAGCUUUGAUGUGUCCCCAGUAGCAGCUGGCCUCAUCGGGGCCUCGGUGCUGGUGGUGUGUGUUUCCGUGACUGUCUUUGUGUGGACCUGCUGCCACCAGCAGGCAGAGAAGAAGCACAAGACCCCACCAUACAAAUUCAUUCAUAUGCUGAAAGGCAUUAGCAUCUACCCAGAGACCCUCAGCAACAAGAAGAAAAUCAUCAAAGUUAGGAGAGACAAAGACGGCGGCCCUCGGAGAGAAAGUGGACGAGGGAACCUGUUGAUAAACGCGGAGUCUGGCCUGCUGAGCCACGACAAGGAUCCCAGAGGGCCUAGCCCUGCAUCUUGUAUGGACCAGUUACCCAUCAAAAGAGACUAUGGGGAAGAACUGAGAAGCCCCAUGACAAGCCUGACCCCUGGUGAGAGCAAAGCCACCUCCCCGUCCUCACCAGAGGAAGACGUGAUGCUAGGCUCCCUCACCUUCUCAGUGGACUACAACUUUCCCAAGAAAGCUCUGGUGGUAACAAUCCAAGAGGCCCACGGGCUGCCAGUGAUGGAUGACCAGACCCAGGGCUCUGAUCCCUACAUCAAAAUGACCAUUCUUCCCGACAAGCGGCAUCGAGUGAAGACCCGAGUGCUUCGCAAGACCCUGGACCCCGUGUUUGAUGAGACCUUCACCUUUUACGGCAUUCCGUACAGCCAGCUGCAGGACCUGGUGCUGCAUUUCCUCGUGCUCAGCUUUGACCGCUUCUCUCGGGAUGACGUCAUCGGGGAGGUCAUGGUGCCAUUGGCUGGAGUGGACCCCAGCACGGGCAAGGUUCAGCUGACCAGGGACAUCAUCAAGAGGAACAUUCAGAAGUGCAUUAGCAGAGGGGAACUCCAGGUGUCUCUGUCAUACCAGCCCGUCGCACAGAGAAUGACAGUGGUGGUCCUCAAAGCCAGACACUUGCCGAAGAUGGAUAUCACCGGUCUCUCAGGUAAUCCUUAUGUCAAGGUGAACGUCUACUACGGCAGAAAACGCAUUGCCAAGAAGAAAACCCACGUAAAGAAGUGCACUUUGAACCCCGUCUUCAAUGAGUCGUUCAUCUAUGACAUCCCCACCGACCUUCUGCCUGAUAUCAGCAUCGAGUUCCUUGUCAUUGACUUCGAUCGCACUACUAAGAAUGAGGUGGUGGGGAGGCUGAUCUUGGGGGCACACAGUGUCACAACCAGUGGUGCGGAACACUGGAGAGAGGUCUGCGAGAGUCCCCGCAAGCCCAUAGCCAAGUGGCACAGUCUGAGCGAGUACUAACCCUGGGGCCAGGUGGGGAGGCACAUGGCGGGGAGAGGUGACAGAGAAGCUGACUCAAAACCUCAUUUUAGUCGUAGAAGAAGAUUUCUUACAGAACAAACCACACGAAGAACCUCACACUCCACACAGCUGCAGAUUGGUUCUUAGCGUGAGGGUUGCUUUAUUCUUUGCAAGGCACUAGACGAUCUUUUGUUUUUAAAAAUGAGGGGGGAAGAGAAGGAAAGACCCCAAGUCUAUAUAUAACAAUGUAACCUUAUACUUGCAUGUCUAAUACAAACAAGAAAUUAGCCUAACCAAUAUCAAGUUGCAGAUUUUAAUCCAUGAAAAUUGUGUUUUGUGCCGAAUUGUAUUUGCUGAUCCCCUGAAAUUGGCCUCUUUUUAUCAGGCUUCUCUGGGUUAUGCCAGUCCCCCAUCACUACAGGAGAAAAGUCUGCCCUUGUAAAGCCCCGUGUUCCUGUCAUCCAGUCCUUUUUUCUGUCACCUCUCACAUCUCUGCUCUUCGGCUGAGUUUCAAAUCCUGAGGUCUGUAGUAAGCAAAGAAACGAGUUGGGUUUCCAGGAGAAAGAGUAAUUGAGAAUGGGGUGUGUGCUGUAAAAGGGUAACAGGCACCCAGUGACUAGAGAUAGCCCUGGUGAGCACAGGAGAGGUGGGGCUGGACUAAGGACUCACUAGUUGAUUUCUCAAGUUACUAUAGAGACCUCACCUAGGGAGGGACCUGUGAGCACCAGCACAUCCUGAAUGCUACUUGCAGGUCAGGGGACAAGGGGAGGAAAUAAGAUGCCCACGUGGCCCUCUGUGGUGGGCUCUUCAUCGGUGGUCAGCAGUGCUAGGUUUGAAAGGUCACGCUGGCUUUUACUUUUCCAGGGUUGCUUCUGAAGCUCUGCUAUCUCCACAUUAUGUAGCUGCCAACGCAGGUUGCUUUCUGUUUCUUAAGGAAAUGGGCCUCUUUCUCCCUGAGGUUUACAGUAAUGGCUCUUAAGGCCAUGUGGGGCUGAGUAGUACAUGAAUGCCUUCAGAGCCCCUCUCUCCUCCUCGCAGAAGCGCACGGCUGGAGAACUGGGAGUCUCCCCACACGGUGAAGGGUGGAAACCAAAAUUUCACCAUCUCUCUGCCACUGCACAAUACAGUGCAGAGCUUGCACACCGUACUGGAGGUCAGAUCCAGGUCUCCACAUAGAGGCUUCGGCAACGAGGGGGAGUGUGGAUGGGCAGUGCCUACUUUGACAGCCUGAAGAGGAUCUCAGUCAGAGGAGAAACAGCUUGAUCCGGGGCCUAAAAGAUGAGCUGUAACUGAAGUGCCCACUUCCCUAAAGACCGUCACUUUCUCGCUUGCUUCUGAGAGGGGGUGGACAAGCUGACUUUCCAUGGAGAGGGUUGGUGACAAUGCCUUUGGUGGUUCCCCUCAGUGCUUGUAGAUCUGAAUCCGCUCUGCCCCCCACCAGCCUUCCAUUUGCUUUUUGUUUGGUUGGGUUUGCUUUUGUUUUUGCUGUUUGCUUUCUGCCGACUCUUGGCAGGGCAGAGCAGUCCUGUACAGGCAGGCAACCCCUCUGCUCUUGCUGCUGUUAGCUCUUCCACCCCACUCAGUGUCUCACCAUCGGCUGGGAUCACACCACUAGUCCCCGUCCUUUAACCCAUGGAAUGUAAAUAUUGUAUCAUAUGUAGAAGAAAAUACUUUUUGUUUUCUAAAAAGGCAUUUUGACAUAGUUUAAUGAAAACCCGGCAGGAGCAUUCUAAGCCCCAUUAGGGAAAAAAAAAUUGAAAUGGUUCCUCUUCGUCGCCUUAAUGUGUAAAGAUCAGAAGUCACUGAGCAGCUCCUGUCUCCUCGGAGAAGAUGAUGCGAAGUGACAGGUGGAGCCUGGCCUCUGUCCCGCUGUGUGUGCCUCUGGUGUUCCCCCUGAGAAGUCCCGGGAAACAGCCUCACCGCGCUCCUCCCUUCCCCAUCCCCCUGCAGCUCAAUCCCUUGCAUCCUCUGGGUCUGCAGAGCAGCGGGUGCUGGUGGGGCUCAGGGCUGCCUCGGUGUCUGCCGGGGUGGGCAGUACAGGAUUCCUCCCUCCUACCUCAGGCCUGAUCCAUCAUGCCCUGGACGUGGUACCCUAGAGCUUCUUAGCUGAUUCUGGCUUUUGCAUCUGUUCUUCACGGAGCUCGCUGAUGUGGGUGGAGGCAGAAUGCCUCUCCCUGUCCACUGAAAGACAAGAGAGUCACUUCCUAGCUUUUGCACAAGGCUCUUGUGGUUAGGAAUAAGUUAGGGAAAGGUCACUCCUGAUUUCCCAGCAGCCAAUCUGUCUAUGGAGAUUUCUUGACUCUUUGGGAACUCUGAGAGCUAUUCACAAUAUCAGAAGUUCCCUCUUGAGUUCUUCCUUCUUUUGGUCUUCAGCACAGCCACGGUGUACGUGUUUAUGGACAGUGCUGUGCUGGAGAGCAGACAGAAGGCUGUGUGGGACCCGGGGGCCCUACUUAGGAGUGGGAUAUGGAAGACUUUUAAUACUGGUCAUAGUGACAUUGCCCUCACCACGAUCCCUCUCCAAAGUGGCCGUCUUUCUUUACCUUGUGUCUUCUCUUGUAAAAAUAAAACUCAAAAAUAAAAGUGUCAAACUAAAAAGAAAAAAAAAAAAAAAAAAACGGAAAAAGCUAACAUGAACUGUGUGAAAUUGCAUACUGCUGUGACACUAACCUGCAAUAUGUAAUGCUAUCUUGUAUGUGGACCUUGUUAAUGCGCCACACAUGUGCAGAAUAAAGACUGAUUCCGAUUAAAUAGG
This is a messenger RNA of Mus pahari (shrew mouse), 4303 nucleotides long. It is a transcript of the gene Syt11, whose product is annotated as synaptotagmin 11. The coding region runs from base 253 to 1548 and encodes 431 amino acids. NCBI's taxonomy places the organism in Eukaryota, Metazoa, Chordata, Mammalia, Rodentia, Muridae. Gene Ontology annotation, biological process: cellular response to calcium ion; calcium-ion regulated exocytosis; regulation of calcium ion-dependent exocytosis. Gene Ontology annotation, cellular component: synapse; axon; membrane. The transcript has 4 exons. The record is from RefSeq and is a predicted model, not a curated record. Gene Ontology annotation, molecular function: SNARE binding; phosphatidylserine binding; clathrin binding.